This is a messenger RNA of Harpia harpyja (harpy eagle), 1557 nucleotides long. Its product is annotated as basic proline-rich protein-like. The record is from RefSeq and is a predicted model, not a curated record. The coding region runs from base 1 to 1557 and encodes 518 amino acids. NCBI's taxonomy places the organism in Eukaryota, Metazoa, Chordata, Aves, Accipitriformes, Accipitridae. The transcript has a single exon.
AUGCCGGGCAGGGCUGAAGGGCUGAACCCCGGUGGAAACCAGUUCCCCCCCAAGCAGCAGCUCCCACACACACCGGUUCGAGCCCUCCCCGGCUCCGGCAGAGCCAUCCCCAGGCCGGAGGGGUUUGUCCUGCCGGCAGCUGCUCCGGAAAAGAGCUGGGGAGAAGCAAGCAGCCGGGAGGAGGGAGCCCAGGGGCAGGAGGGGUCACCGGCCGCCCUGGGAGACCCCCAGCCCUGCCCGGGCCCCCUUCUCGCCCAGGGGACACGGCUGGGAGCCAGGACCGGGAGCCGCUGGCGCGAUCGAGCUGGGGCCGAUCCCGUGGUGGAAACGCGGAGCUGCCGGGGACCCCCCGCCCCAAAGGCCGAGCUGCAGCUGCUGCCCCCGAGAGGGGACCCCAGAGAGUCGGUGCCGAGAGCCGCCGGGAAAGUCACCGGGCCCCAGCCGGGCACCCGUGGGGGAUCCCGCACCGGGGCGGGGGGGAGGAAAGCGAACCGCUCCCCCGCGGCUGCCAGCGCAGGCAGGGCAGGCAGGGCAGCCACGGCAGCUCCCGUAGCCCUGCGGCCGGGAAACCCGGCGGGCAGCAGCCAGCGCGGCGCCUGCCCCCGGUCACCCGUGGGUCCCGGCAAGAGCCCCCAGCCGAGAGCCGGGGGGUCCAGCCCCGGGAGGGGUCGGGGCAGCACCGCGCUGCCUGGGGGGAGAGGCAGCUGCCCGCAGGCAGGGCACGGACCCAAAAUCCGGGCAGCGCCUAACGGGCAGCGGCCGGUGCCCCCGCUCCCGCAGCGGAGCCAGCGAGCGGGGGGAGAAGGGAGGAAACGGCCGCGGGUUGCCGCACUGUUCGCCGGUUUUGCCCCGGUUUCCCCCGCUUCCCUCGCCCGGCCCCGUCCGGGGACCCCGAGGCCGCCCGGGGCGGCCGGGAGACGGCUUCGCCGCCGGUUCCCGCCCGCCGGCCGCCGGCUGCGGCCGCCCCGCGCCGGCACCGUGAGAGCCGCGGCCGGAGCCGCCCCGGAGGAGCCCCGGGGAGACGGGACACCCGGGUACAGCGGCACCCUCGCCCCGGCUCGAAGCACGGGCGGGGAGACGCGGCGGCGGCACCGGGAGCAGCCGUGGCGAGGAAGCAGCCCCAGCACGAUCCCCGGGCUCCCGGAGACGGGCCCCGAGGGUCCCGGGCCCGGCAGGCCCCCCGCUGGCCAGAGACCCGGGAGCCGGGACCCCGCUUCCCGCCGGCCCCGGCCCCGCUCCCGCCGCCGCUGCGCUUCCCCCGCGGUCCCGCGGCGGCGGCGCCCCCUGGCGGCCGGGGCGGGGGCGGGGGUGUUGAAGCCGCGGGGCGGCCGCGCACCUGCCCCGCACGGUGGCGCCCCCUGGCGGCCGCGGAGCGGCACCGCAGCCCCCCCCGUGCCGUCACCGGUGAGACCGUCAUGGCGCCCGGGCGCGACCCGCCUGGCCGCUCUGCACCGCCCGUCCCGCCCUCACCCCACGGCGCCGUUGCACGCCCCGCCAGGCCACUCGCCCACGUGCCUGCCUAUAAUACGGCUGCGUCUGCCUCUCCUUCGCCAGUGA